AUGGCUCCUGUUCAGACGCAGACAAUCACCCCCCACCAGUUCACAAUCCCCAUCUCAGGACGAGGUGUCAUCUCGGGACGCAUUUCAAGGCCUACACCACGCUCAACACGCAUCGGCAAACCACUUCUGUCGUAUACACCACAGGUCCCCACAGCACACCCAGAUAUCAACCUGACUCUUCUCCGCAACAAACUACUUCUCACCUGCCGCAAUUAUGUGCCCUCCGCACUUCUCCACGAAGCGCUAGCAGAUGGCAUCUGGGCUCGCGCGGAGCGCUGGAUUACACCGAGCAGUAGCGCCGCGUCCCGCUUCGGUAAAAGAAAACGCUAUUUUGUAUUGCACACGGCGACGUGGACAUUCCAGCAAAUGGGGAGUGCUUGGGAAGCUCGAAUUCUGAGCAACUCGCAGCCGAUCGAUGCAGGGAACGGUGUGGUGGUGUUUGUCAAAGAAAGACCUGAAUGGGAAUGCUUCAUGCGGGGGUACAAACAGCAGGGGAGGCGGGGUGCAGGUCAGUUGCUGAAGGUUCAGCAGCAGAGUACGGAAAGAGGAUGGAAGGAGGAGUGGAAGAGGAAGUGUGGGCUAGAAGAUGGGGAUGGGCGAGGUAACGCGAAGAAGGAGGUCAAUGCUGGGCCGAUGUGGGUGCUUGUGAAGAGUGCGGUUGCGAGGAUUGUGAGGGGAGAGGCGUGA
Molecule: messenger RNA, 687 nt
Organism: Dothidotthia symphoricarpi CBS 119687
Lineage: Eukaryota; Fungi; Ascomycota; Dothideomycetes; Pleosporales; Dothidotthiaceae
Exons: 1
Coding region: 1-687 (228 amino acids)
Source: RefSeq, a predicted model, not a curated record